UCACCAUGGAUAUUCCCAUUCAACAUCCCUGGUACCGCAAGGCCUUCCCAAACCGCCUCACUGACCUCUACUUGGCAGAACCAUUGACUGACUGGCCCUUCUUUUGGUCCUUGCCACGGAUCCGCCCGUCCUUCCUGCACUGGUUUAACUGGCUCGAUGAUGGACACAGUGAGAUGCACAUGGAGAAAGAUCGCUACGUCAUUCAUCUUGACGUGAAGCAUUUCUCCCCUGAUGAGCUGUCGGUCAGCGUCAGUGACGACUUCAUCACAGUGCAUGCCAAACAUGAGGAGAGACUGGACAAUCAUGACUUCGUGUCCAGAGAGUUCCUUCGAAAGUACAGGCUUCCAUCUGGUGUGUUGGCAGCUGACGUCACCUCCACCCUGUCAUCUGACGGCAUGUUGACGAUCAUGGCACCACGGUCAUCUCCUAGACUGGAACGCAGUAUUCCCAUCACUUUUGAUGAUGGAACACAGAAACAAAAACAGUAG
This is a messenger RNA of Nematolebias whitei (Rio pearlfish), 488 nucleotides long. RefSeq names its product alpha-crystallin B chain-like. Gene Ontology annotation, molecular function: protein folding chaperone. Lineage: Eukaryota; Metazoa; Chordata; Actinopteri; Cyprinodontiformes; Rivulidae. Bases 6 to 488 code for a protein of 160 amino acids. Gene Ontology annotation, biological process: protein refolding; response to heat. The record is from RefSeq and is a predicted model, not a curated record. The transcript has 3 exons.